Messenger RNA from Anopheles maculipalpis, 5153 nucleotides. It is a transcript of the gene ci, whose product is annotated as transcriptional activator cubitus interruptus. The coding region runs from base 28 to 5118 and encodes 1696 amino acids. Gene Ontology annotation, biological process: regulation of transcription by RNA polymerase II. Gene Ontology annotation, molecular function: DNA-binding transcription factor activity, RNA polymerase II-specific; RNA polymerase II cis-regulatory region sequence-specific DNA binding. The record is from RefSeq and is a predicted model, not a curated record. NCBI's taxonomy places the organism in Eukaryota, Metazoa, Arthropoda, Insecta, Diptera, Culicidae. Gene Ontology annotation, cellular component: nucleus. The transcript has 6 exons.
CUGCGUACAAAGCAGUAUUAAUUCACCAUGCCGGAAAAAGAAACUUUCCACGAGCAUAUGCAAGUGCACCCAUUCCAUCAUCCAGGCCACUCCCUGGCUGCGCAUCAUGCGCAUCAUCAUCCACAGGCAGGACUGUCCGCCCAUGGGUUAAGUGCAGCAGCUGCAGCUGCAGCGGCAGCGGCGGCGGCCGCAGCUAACGGUGCCGGAUCUGGUGCGUAUGGGCCGCUGCAAAUCCCGUCGGCAUUUGUGGCAUUCCAUACUCAACUGCCUGCUGCCGCGGGGCUGGAUCAGCGAGCUCCCCACGACGGUCGCUACCUUUGGGAUCCUACAGGAUCUUCGUCUGCAGCAUCUUUUCAUCAUCCCCAUCACACCUCACCACAUGGCUUGCCAAGCAAUGCAAAUUUUGCAGAACUACAGAUUUUGAGUGCUCGUCGGGCGGCCGUUGCAGCAGCCGUCGCUAGCGCUGAAGUUGCACAUGUCAGCGGGACAGUAUUACCUCCACAUCCACCCGCUCCAGCAACUGUCGUUCCUUUAACAAUUUCUCCUCCGGCCACAUCUGGUGCUUCAUUGAAGGGAGACGGUGACAGAUCCUGCAGUAACGGUACGACACCGAUCGGUAACGGAACUUCACCGACGGCCGGUGGUACCGGUGCAACCAGUCCAGGACUCCCUACGCCAAACGGAACCACCGGAACAGCUGCCGGACAAACCAACAUCCCCGUACCGGUGCCGCAUCCUAGUGAUUUCCAUCCUGCCUACAGAAUACCGGGAUAUAUGGAGCACCUCUACUCAUUACAACACGCUUCGGCGUCUCUCCACGGUCUAGGAUUGACGUCGGAGUACAUCAAUGCCAGGAACGCAAUUGCGGAUCUGCAUCCAGCCAACUCUCUAGCCAGUGCGGAUUUUCAUUUCAGCAUUGACGCAGCAAGUCGACUAAACAGUCCUCGUCCGGGGAGCAUUCGAGCCAGUGUUAGCCGAAAGCGAGCCCUUUCGUCAUCGCCAUAUUCUGACUCGUUCGAUAUUAGCUCUAUGAUACGAUACUCUCCAAACUCGCUAGCCUCUCUAGUGAACGCGUCGCGCAGCAGCAGCACUAGCGGUUCCUAUGGCCACUUGUCGGCCAGUGCGCUUAGUCCCGCUCUGGGUAUGCACAAUGCAAUGCCACCACACCUGCAACAUCUACUCCGUAGCAGUGGCUUUCUUCACACGCUGCCUGGUCAUCAUACACCAACGGCCAGUAUGUUUUCGCUGUCUCACCAUCCACUGCAUGCAGGACAUUCAUUGAACAAGCCACAGCAAAUAACCGACCUAUCUAACAAAAGACAGGAGCAACCGUCAUCCAGCUCCCAAGUGACUCGGGUCGAAGCGGACAGUGCGAGUAAUGCUCAACAGAAAAAGAUACGAGUCAAACGCGAAAGCACUCCACAUCUUUAUUCGCAGAAAACUAGUGCACAAGAAGACUGUUCGGCAAUGAUAACAUCAAAUCAUCUACCAAGCCCUACAUCUACACAAGGACCUACGAAUGGAACGAUUUCAACCACAUCCGUUACUAAAAAUGGAGGACUUAAUUUGAGCCCAGUCCAACGAGACUUUAGUAACGGAGGGCAAGUGUCAGAACGCAGUGCCGCGCAUGCCGGCGUUGCAAUGGACAUUAGCUGUAACGGCAAUGGUAUGAGCGAUGGUGGUAUGUAUGGAGAGGAUGGCGGGGGUCGUGAUAGUGGCACCAGGGCGGAUACAACGGACCUGAAAGAUGAACCAGGCGAUUUCAUCGAAACCAAUUGUCACUGGCGUGAAUGUUCAUUGGAAUUUAACACACAGGACGAACUGGUGAAACACAUCAACAACGAUCAUAUACAUGCGAACAAAAAAUCGUUCGUAUGCCGUUGGGAAGAUUGUUCGCGUGAUGAAAAACCGUUCAAAGCACAAUACAUGCUUGUGGUGCACAUGCGACGUCAUACGGGCGAAAAACCGCACAAGUGCACGUUUGAAGGAUGUUGCAAAGCAUAUUCAAGACUGGAAAACCUAAAGACUCACCUUCGCUCACAUACCGGCGAAAAGCCAUAUACCUGUGAAUAUCCCGGUUGCAGCAAGGCAUUCAGCAAUGCGUCUGAUCGUGCAAAACAUCAAAACCGAACGCACAGCAAUGAGAAACCGUACGUUUGCAAGGCGCCAGGUUGCACCAAAAGAUACACUGAUCCCAGUUCUUUGCGAAAGCACGUAAAGACGGUACAUGGUGCUGAGUUUUAUGCGAACAAAAAACACAAGGGCAACAAUUACGGGGGCGGCGGCAGCAAUGGUGGUGAUGGCCCUGGAGAGGAUGGCGAAGGAUCUAACCAUAUGUUUGAUAGUAGUCCGCACAGCGAGGACAAGACGACGAGCAUGAGCAGUCCUAGCAUCAAGUCGGAAUCGGAUGCGAAUUCUCCCAGCCAUCCACCCAUCAACAGUCCCAUGUCGCUAUCCGCCCUUACUGCCGGACUUGGUGAGGACUAUCACGAUGGUAAUAACAUGCAAAUGGGUAACAUUGCUGGCAUAGAUGACCCCGUUUGGCCGUACGUGGAUGAAGAUCUGGAAGUGGCCGAUCUUCCGUAUGUACUGCGUGAAAUGGUAGAUCUGGGUGGUCCGACAGGGACCGCCACGGUAUCGGCUCGUAACAAUCCAAGGAAUCGGUUUAAGAAUCGCAUCAACAACAAAGGUUCACUGCUGGGCAGUAGCCCUUUGUGCAACAUUCCGGAAAUGAACAGCCAACACAUGCAAAAUUAUGGGCUAGGCGACCUUAACAAAAAGAUUACUGAUCUCAAGAUGGAACCAGGAGUUACGCCACCUCCUCAACCAAUCUCACAUCCAUCGCCCACAAUCGGCAAAGCCGGACAGACUGAUCCAAUGCGUCCGUUGUUACCACCAGCCUCCACGUCCACGACGAUGAUGAUGAUGAAUGCGUAUCUCAACCCUGCUGCAGCACAGAACCGGCGGGAUAGCAAUAAUAGUACAACGAGCAGCUCAUACUACAGUAUGCGCUCGGCCGACAUAAGCCGACGGAGCAGUCAAGCAUCCCAACAGAGUACAAUAUCAACCAUGCGGCCAACCUACUACACUUCCUCUUCUCUAUAUGAUCCAAUUUCACCGGGCAGUUCACGGCGGUCCAGUUCCAUGUCAACAGUUACAACGGGUGGCCAAAGUUUGCCACCCCCACCUUCUUCCCAUUUGAUAUCUACACACCUUCAGCGAUUUGGAGGAAACGGGCAAACAGUUGGUUCGAUGAGCACUACGACGGGAGGGCACUCUAGUGGAAAUGGAAACGGAACCCGGCACUCAAUACCGAACAAUAUGACCAACAACGGUUUUUACGGUCAGCAGCAGAACGAACUAUCCUCACAAAUGGACAGACGUAUGUCGGAGCCAGUUGCUAGCGGCUCUAGCGCAAGUGGUACAGGAUCAAUGAUGGGACGCUUGAACUCUCAGUAUAUGAACCGCCGUAUGGGCGGCACGGUAAACAAUGCAACAACAACGCGUGGCAAUCCAUCCGCAACAAUCACAUCCGCACCCACAUGCACAGCAACUUCUGUAGUAGAGCCAGGAACGCCAACGACCAAUAGCAAACUACCAGCCCCUCCCGCAACAGGCAAAUUGCAUCCUAACCAGGAAGUAGUGCUGGAUGAAGUAGAAGAGGGAGAAAUGGUAGAAAACAAGCUGGUUAUACCAGACGAUAUGUUGCAGUAUCUCAACCAAGUUGCUGAUAUGGCUGGAGAGACGGGACCAAAUAGCAAUAUGCCAGCCAACUCAAUUGUUCCUACAGGCAGCGCUCUUACAAGUCCCAGAAGUAACGCUUGGAACACACCUCAACACGAGAGCGAACCAACCAUGGCCAACAAUAAUCCAAUAACCAUGGGACACUCGGAGACGUCUACCAAUAUGAUAGCAAACUUUACCCAACCGCGAUCAACUACAGCCAACAUCUUGAUGAGCCCCCAGUCUCAGUAUAGUAAUGAUGAAUCCAGUCUUAUGAACAAUAUCAUGUCCCCGCAGGCACCGCAACAUCAAAUGAUGUCACCGAUGAUGCCAGAAACUGUACCGGCGGCGCCAGUGACACCUACCUCUAACAAUUACUCGGCACCGUCUGCAAAUAUGCCACCACAACAGAUUCAAUCACAAGCAGGGGUCUCACAAACUACGCCAGUCCAAUGCCAAAUAAUGCAUAAUGGUGUACAGAAUUUUGGCAACGAAAACCAAAACUAUUCUUUGGUCAACGGAGGUAAUUGCUAUUCUCAACAACAACAACAGGUGCAACAACAGCAACAGCAACAGCAGCAGCAGCAGCAACAACAACAACUACAACACCAACAACAAUCCUGCAAUGGUCGUCCUCGCCCAAUUGCUUGUUCUAACUUGAUCGGAUAUUAUCACAGAACCGAUCAAAGUGCUCAUCACUGUUGUCUGGCAAUGAUGAUGCAGGGAUCGCUUCACAUCAACCAACCAACUAACAGCGCACCCAGCCAGCACCAAAAUUGCAAUGCUUCUUCGCUCCAGCCACAGUCACAAAUGAAUCAGUUUAAAAAUCCUUUCAGUCUUAACCUCGCCAGUUUUAAUACGGGUAACAAUACAAAUCAAAACACUGCGGUUAUGGGUAGUAAUCCGGAUUCGAACAUUGAGAUACAAUGUGGGGACAUCAGCCAAUCACAGAUGUCGCCAGCGAUCGCAGCAAUGGCUCCAUCUAGCAACAAUCCUGUACUUGCCGUUGAAACCCGGCAACAUGCAGCAGAUAUCGAAGUGGCACCACCAGUGCCAUCUCAACAACCGAUGGAAAGCAGUCUACAGACGCCUCCAUUGCCUUCUACGCCUACCGGUUUUGGAGAAACUGUUCCCGGGCCACAACCAGUACCAUUACCAAUGUCCCUUACAGCAGAUGCCGGCAUGUCGAUGGGCCAAACUGACAACGGGAAUGCCAUGGGUUCGGAUACGUAUCAACGAACGCUGGAGUACGUGCAAAACUGUCAGAAUUGGAACGAAUCCGCAGAUAUGGUCAGCAGUAGCACCCAUCCAUCGUCAAAUCUUGUCAUUAACGAUAUGAGUACAUCGUUGAGUUCGUACUUCGAGGAGGAUCGCUAUCUCCAAAUGAUACAAUAGAUAUUCGAUUGCCAUUAACGAUUACAAGCAGAUUU